Ostrea edulis (European flat oyster) is the source of this 1906-nucleotide messenger RNA. RefSeq names its product threonylcarbamoyladenosine tRNA methylthiotransferase-like. Gene Ontology annotation, biological process: tRNA methylthiolation. Gene Ontology annotation, molecular function: tRNA (N(6)-L-threonylcarbamoyladenosine(37)-C(2))-methylthiotransferase activity; 4 iron, 4 sulfur cluster binding. The transcript is spliced from 15 exons. The coding region runs from base 89 to 1729 and encodes 546 amino acids. NCBI's taxonomy places the organism in Eukaryota, Metazoa, Mollusca, Bivalvia, Ostreida, Ostreidae. Gene Ontology annotation, cellular component: endoplasmic reticulum. The record is from RefSeq and is a predicted model, not a curated record.
GAAAGGUGUAUUGUCGCACAUGUUGACUUCCGGUUUUAUUAGCAAACGCUGCUGACAGUAGACUGCUGAGACUGAGCCAAAGGUCACAAUGCCUUCAGCAGAUUCCUCCCUCAUCGAUGAUAUAGAGGACAUUGUCAACAAAAAUUCUGGUGACAGCCGCCAGGAAAAUAAGCGACAUGUUGUUCCCAAAGCCAAACGCAUAAACAAACAAACCAAAGAGGAAUCAAUACAAGCUGACAGCAUCAUACCAGGAACACAGAAGAUUUGGUUGAAGACCUGGGGAUGUUCUCACAAUAACUCCGACAGUGAGUACAUGGCUGGUCAGCUAGCUUCCUAUGGAUACAAGAUCACAGAUGAUAGUGACUCAGCAGAUCUCUGGCUCCUAAACAGCUGUACUGUUAAAAACCCAGCAGAAGAUCACUUCAGAAAUGAGAUAAAAAAGGCCAGAGAGAAACAAAAGAAAAUAGUGGUGGCUGGGUGUGUUCCCCAGGGACAGCCUAGAACAGACUACUUACAGGGCCUGAGUGUGAUUGGAGUGCAGCAGAUCGACAGGGUCACGGAGGUUGUGGAGGAAACACUUAAAGGUCAUUCUGUGAGAUUAUAUGGUCAGAAGAAACAAGAAGGAAGGAAAGCUGGUGGAGCUCCCCUUGGCCUGCCUAAAAUCAGGAAGAACCCCCUCAUAGAAAUCAUAGCUAUAAACACAGGGUGCCUGAACCAGUGUACAUACUGUAAAACUAAACAUGCCCGAGGGGAAUUGGGUAGCUACCCUCCUGAGGAGAUUGUGGACAGAGCCAAACAGUCCUUUGAAGAGGGAGUGGUAGAAAUCUGGCUGACUUCAGAAGAUCUGGGUGCUUACGGACAUGACAUAGGAGUGACGUUGCCAGAGUUGCUAUGGAAACUGGUGGAAGUGAUUCCAGAGGGAGCCAGAAUGAGGCUGGGGAUGACAAAUCCUCCCUACAUUCUGGAACACUUAGAGGAGAUGGCUAAGAUUCUGCAGCAUCCUCGAGUGUACUCCUUCCUCCAUGUGCCAGUUCAGUCUGCCUCGGACAGUGUGUUGAUGGACAUGAAGCGGGAAUACUGCCAGGCUGAUUUCCGACAUGUGGCGGACUUCCUGAAGGAGAGAGUGCCAGGGGUUACCAUAGCAACAGAUGUGAUAUGUGGAUUUCCCACAGAGACCGAGGAGGACUUUGGAGAAACACUGAAACUUGUAGAGGAAUACAGAUUUCCGAGUCUGUUUAUAAACCAGUUCUUUCCUAGGCCAGGAACACCUGCAGCUAAGAUGCCAAGAAUACCUGCACAACAGGUUAAACAGCGAACAAAGAAGAUCUCUGAAUUGUUCCAUACCUAUAGGCCAUAUGAUCACAAGAUGAAUGAAGUUCAGAAGGUGUUGGUAACAGAAAUAUCCCAUGACCAGCAGUACUUCGUCGGUCACAACAAGUUUUACGAUCAGGUAUUGGUUCCCAAGAAUGAGAAUCUAAUGGGCAAGAUGGUGACUGUACAGAUUGUGGAGACAGGUAAACAUUUCCUGAAGGGGCGGCUCCUGUCGGACAAAGAUGUUGUACGUCCAGACGUUCCGCUGCCCUUGAAAAAGGGCCAGGUGUCAGGGGCACCUGUUCUUAUCCAGAAUGAGAAAAACUCCAACCAGCACAUUGUCAUGGUGAUAUCCUUGAUAGCAGUUUUGGUAGCCGUGAUAUGGAGGUGUUAUGGACUGGUUCUGGGUGCCACAUGACCUAUUCUGAGGACUAAUUAGACUGAUAUCUGUGGGAACCAGUUAGUGCUUCUCUGUGUUGGACUGUGAUACAGAGCCAGGAUGAUUGAGUGUAACAGAACCAGCAAAAGUGUGUAAGGGCUUGCAUGAGGGACAAUGGAAUGUUAUAAAAAUCAAAUAAAAACAGAGGAAUACUCA